AUGACUAUUGAAAAAACGACUGUUUUCGUUUCUGGUGCUACCGGUUUCAUUGCUUCACAUGUUGUGGAAGAUUUAUUGAAAGCAGGUUACAAGGUCAUUGGUUCAGGUAGGUCGCAAGAAAAAAACGAAGGUUUGUUGAAGAAAUUCAAUAAUAAUCCCAACCUGUCAAUGGAGAUCGUCGAAGACAUUGCUGCUCCAAACGCUUUCGACAAAGCUUUCCAAAGGCGUGGUAAAGAGAUUAAAGUUGUCUUGCACAUAGCUUCUCCGGUCCACUUCAACACCACUGAUUUUGAAAAAGACCUUUUAAUUCCGGCUGUCAAUGGUACCAAAUCCAUUCUGGAAGCAAUCAAAGAAUAUGCUGCGGAUACUGUUGAAAAAGUCGUCAUUACUUCUUCUGUUGCUGCACUUGCCGCUCCUGCAGAUAUGCAAGACGUCAGCUCCGUUGUCACUGAGGACAGUUGGAACAGAGACACUUGGGAAAGCUGUCAGACUAAUGCUAUUUCUGCGUACUGCGGUUCCAAAAAGUUUGCUGAAAAGACUGCUUGGGAUUUUCUCGAGGCAAAUAAAUCAACGGUCAAAUUUACGCUAUCAACCAUCAAUCCAGGAUUCGUUUUUGGUCCUCAGUUAUUUACUGAUUCACUCAAAAAUGGAAUAAAUAGUUCUUCGGCUAUAAUUGCCAAGUUGGUUAGUUCUAAAGUGGAUGACAAGUUUUAUAAUUACAGUGGUCCAUUUAUUGAUGUUCGGGAUGUUUCAAAAGCACAUUUAGUUGCAUUUGAGAAACCUGAAUGUGCUGGCCAAAGACUAUUUCUUUGCGAGGAUUUGUUCUGCUCUCAAGAAGUAUUAGAUAUCCUGAAUGUGGAAUUUCCACAGUUAAGGGGCAAGAUAGCGGCUGGUGAACCAGGCAGCGGUUCGAGCUUUUUGACAAAACAUUCUUGCAAGUGCGACAACUCCAAGACCAAAAAACUAUUGGGUUUCAAAUUCUUCAAUUUUAAAGAUUGCAUUGUUGAUACCGCAUCUCAGUUGUUGGAAGUUCAAAAUUAA
Molecule: messenger RNA, 1041 nt
Organism: Saccharomyces mikatae IFO 1815
Lineage: Eukaryota; Fungi; Ascomycota; Saccharomycetes; Saccharomycetales; Saccharomycetaceae
Product: carbonyl reductase (NADPH-dependent)
Exons: 1
Coding region: 1-1041 (346 amino acids)
Molecular function (GO): oxidoreductase activity, acting on the CH-OH group of donors, NAD or NADP as acceptor
Source: RefSeq, a predicted model, not a curated record